AUGCCAGUGGAUGAGGAAAUCGAUCUUUACGAGGUCCUCGAGAUCGAGAAGGGCGCGAGCAAGAUCGAGAUCAAGAAAGCAUACCACAAGGCCGCGUUAGCACAUCACCCCGACAAGGUCGCAGAAGAAGACCGUGCAGAAGCCGAGGUGCGCUUCAAGGCCGCGAAACAAGCCUACGAAAUCCUCUCCGACGAUGACAAGCGACAUCUGUAUGAUACCCACGGCAUGUCCGCCUUUGACCCCUCCAAGGGCGGCAUGGGCGGCGAGGGCCCCGACAUCGACGACAUCUUUGCGCAGAUGUUCGGCGGCAUGGGCGGAUUCGGCGGAAUGCCAGGUAUGGGUGGCAUGGGCGGCAUGCCCGGUGGACGAAACGUGCCACGGAAGGGACGCUCAGUAGAGCAGGAGUACGAGGUCAGCUUGGAAGAGCUGUACAAGGGCAAGACGACAAAGUUCUCAAACACAAAGAACAUCAUCUGUAACCUGUGCGAAGGCAGCGGUGGAAAGAAGGGCGCAAAGGCAAAUUCUUGUGCUUCCUGUGGUGGGCGGGGUGCUAAGCAAGUCCUCCGCCAGGUCGGUCCUGGCCUCGUCACCCAGGAAACUGUUCCUUGCGGUAACUGUCAAGGCUCUGGCCAAGUCAUCCCAGAGAAGCAACGUUGUAAGAAGUGCAAGGGCAAGAAGGUCGUCGAGACCAAGAACGUGCUCGAACUCUACAUUCCCCGCGGUGCACGACAAGGCGAGCGCAUUGUACUUGCAGGAGAGGCAGAUCAACUACCCGACCAGGAGCCAGGCGAUAUCAUCUUCACGCUCACCGAGACGCCACAUGAUGUCUUCGAACGCGCAGGCGCUGAUCUGAGGGCCGAGUUGAAGGUUAGCUUAGUGGAGGCACUAACAGGCUUCAACCGCGUGGUCAUCACUCAUCUCGAUGGACGUGGUCUUAAGCUCAACGUGCAACAACCAAACGGCAACGUCUUGCGACCAGGACAGAUCCUCAAGAUCGAAGGAGAGGGUAUGCCCAUGAAGCGCAGCGACGCGAGGGGUGAUCUCUACCUAGUUGUUGAUGUUGAGUUCCCAGAGGAUGGAUGGUUGAAGAACGACGCCGCAGUACAGAAGCUCCGUGACGCACUACCCAAGGACGAAAAGAGCGAGGAGAAGCAUGAAGAAGAGGAGGAAGUAGACGUUGAGUGGGAUGCUGACAUGGAAGAGUACGGCGCUGGUAGCGGUGACCCACGUGCUGGAGGCGCCGAGUGGGAAGACGAUGAUGAGGAGGCAGAGGGCCCUCAGUGUGCGACACAGUAA
Messenger RNA from Alternaria postmessia, 1296 nucleotides. RefSeq lists its product as uncharacterized. The coding region runs from base 1 to 1296 and encodes 431 amino acids. Gene Ontology annotation, cellular component: cytoplasm. Lineage: Eukaryota; Fungi; Ascomycota; Dothideomycetes; Pleosporales; Pleosporaceae. The record is from RefSeq and is a predicted model, not a curated record. Gene Ontology annotation, molecular function: ATP binding; Hsp70 protein binding. The transcript is spliced from 4 exons. Gene Ontology annotation, biological process: response to heat; protein refolding.